UAGUAAUUACAUAGCGGCAAGUGCUUGGCAGCGGUGUCAACGAAUGGUUAACGAGAGUGAAAAUGUUGACAACUUACAUGGAAAGCAUGUCUUACCACAAACCUCCUGCUUCGUGGAUGCCCCGUUAAGUUAAACCGAAGAAUAAGGGGUAUGAAUGGCUCGAAGUGGAUCCGAAUCACUAUUUAAAAAGAACACAAAAUUAGAAAGUUAUUUGAAGCGAAAUCUCUCGGACGAAGCUUUCGAGCGUGUGCGAGCAUACGAAUCAUGUAUAGUUGUGUCCGAAAAGGAAAACAAAGCGUUCAAAUACGUGAUCCUGGGGGAUGAGUCCAUCUACUUAACAGAAAACCCUCCCAAAAAUCUACAGGAGAGUGUAUAUUUGAAAGACAUCGUCGCUGUGGAAUUGGUAAAUGAUUUCCCAGAGUUCCUCAGCGGAGAAGAAAGAGAAAAUACUCAACAUUUGUCUGUGACGUUUUGGACAACGGAAAGUGUUAAAAGGAGAUCUUUUAAAAAGGGACGCAAAUCUCCACGAUUAGGUUCAGUUUCUGAUCUCCAUGGCGACCGGUCUAAUGCAUCAACGCCCCUUGGCUAUAUGUCCCAGGAAAGUACGAACUGGUCAGACGAUUAUGGGUAUGCAACUCAGAGCUUGUCAAGUUUGCAGGUCAGUCGGCCAGACAGUCGUGGGUCUAUUGGAUCAAACGGCAAACCCACUAGUAUCAAGAAGAAAAAGAAUCGUCUGGUGCUAGGUGACAGUUCUGAUGAAACACUGCUGAAAUCUCUGAAGGAGGAGAUGGAGGAGGAUGGUCUAGAGGACAUCGAGGAGAAUGAUGGCCUCUCCAACUCUUUCUCCUCCUCCCUACAGCGCACCUCGUCCAAUAAAAAACGAGAACUACCUGAUCCUGCCAAUUCCAAAAGUGCAUUUACAAAUAAGGAUAGUGACCAGUCUAGUCAAAAAGGAGUCAGUGGAGAAACUAUAAGUCUGUCUGGGUCAGUAAGAUCAAAUCGUCCUCUCCCACCGAUGGUCCCUAAAACCGCGGCUUUUGAAACUCUUGCAUCCCCACCAUCUCAAACUAUUGUUAGUAAUUCUAGUGUGGAAAAAUCCACUAUCAAUGUAGGGGUAGAUCAUAGUGACGAUACCAGGGUAAUUGGCACUGUGGAAGCUGAUGAUGAAACACCAACAUGCUGUUGCUCAAAACUUUUCUGUUUCAAAAAUGGAAAAAAUCAAAUUUUCCCAUUCUGUAGUAAAAAAGAUGCAACGCUUGAAGAUAGCGUCAAAAAUGCUAAUAUGUUAGAUAGUAAAGAAUCUUCGUACCCUGAAAAAAUCCCCCUUCCUGAUAUCACACUGGAUAGUAGUUCGCACGAGAUUUCCGCUCUAGGGUCAAAGGGUCAAAGGGGGUCUGUUCCAUCCUUGCAUGAAGCCACUCGGUCCCGCCGUUCCUCUAUCACCAGUAACCUGCGACCUCCGUCGCGGUCCGGUACACCUGCACUGGAAAGCGAACCAACCUUUACUAGAAGUGUCAGGAUUUUUCACCGUGAUUCAGCGUUUCUUGGCAAUUUAGCAAAUGCAUCAUAUUCUGAUUUGGGAGGCUCUGUGAAUGGGCUUUCUGCUGUGGGAGUGGAAAUUCCAGAAAAGCGAAAGACAAUUCUAAACAUUUAUUUGCUGAAUCUACAUUCACCUAUGUUAAUGCUCAUCCGAAGUGCCUGGAGUAAUUACCUUAUUCGCCUAACCAUGAUGUUAGAUCCUGAGUAUGAGAAAGUGUUCAAGUCCAGUGUGGUACGAGGUUCACAUAAUCAGAGGUCUGAGAAGAAAAAGAAAAGAGAAAAGAUGGAAAUGCUCUUCAGUCAGCUCAAAAGAGAAUUGCUCAACCAAGAAAAUACAAUGGAGGACACAUUUAACUUGUUGAAUGAAUUGAGGGUAGCCACUGAACGCAACUUUGCUCUCAAGAAAAUGUUCUGGAAGAACGCUGACAUGUUCCUAUUUCUGGUGAGACAGCUACAGAGGUAUUUACCUAAAUCUCCUAUCAACAUACACACCGACCACGGAAAGCUACAGAGGGUGGACGAGUUUGAACUUGUGAUACUGCUGACGGAAAUGCUCAGUCUGAUGUUCAGGGAGUCGGAGAUUAUCCCUGCUCGCAUCCAGACUCUGAGGGCUGAAAGAGGAAAAUAUGUGCUGGACCUGUUAAUGGUGCUGACGUGUUCGCCGGAGAUCCCCAACAAGUUCUCAGUACCCACACGAAGCACCAUGUCUGUCGGGGGCUCGUUUAAGGGAGGAGAUGGUAUGAGUAUGGAUGUGGACGCAGAGAUCGAGAAACAAUUAGUACAGUUUACGAAAACAGGACUUGCCGCCGUCUACGAACUCUUCCUGAUGGCAAAACAGGCCAACUGGGGAUACAGCGAGGGGAAUUUCUUCAACAUUGGCUGGAUGGUCAAGGUGCUAGAGGAGAUUCGUACGACGGAGAAGUUUGUCGACCGAGUGAUCCAACAGAUGCUGAAGUUACUGGGACCUGGUCGACGCGAGGUCCUCAACCCGGUGGAGGGCGUGCUGCUGUACACUCAGUUCUCCGUGAUCCAGACCUUCCUACAGUACAGCCCACGCUUAGCUGCCUUCAUACGCAGUAACUACAUGGAGGAAUUCAAAUAUUUUGUCCAAAUACCUGCUGUCAGUAAGAAGCUGCCGGGAGCCUACCCGAUCAGUGUUAUAAUCAUGCCUUUAAUAGAAGCUGUGAUGUCCAAGGUUCUGGAGAAACCCACCGUUGCCUUCCCCAAGUCGCCAAGGGAGUAACCUCCCCUAGUUACAAAGUAGACCUGUCCUUGAGAUUGGUCCUUAUUGUGCAAAUGAACAGAAAAUCUUGACACCUCAAGUUAUACCAGAACAAAAAAAUAUUGGUCUUUAAGGAGUAAAAUUUUAACUAGGUUUUACUGUUCUUUAUUUUGCUCCUGUAAUUACCUCAUACCCACCGACCCUUGACUGGUGACUGACCUCAUACCCACCACCCCCUGACCUCACUGCUGCAUAGCCUCAUACCCACCGACCCCUGACCUGACCAGUGCAUACGCUCAUACCCACCGACCCCUGACCUGACCAGUGCAUAUGCUCAUACCCACUGACCCCUGACCUGACUAUAGUAACUGAUCCCCUACCCAACAACCCCAGCCCUAACUGCUGACUGAUCCCCUACCCACCGACCCCAGCCCUAACUGCUGACUGAUCCCCUACCCACCGACCCCUGACCUGACUUUAGUGACUGACCUCAUACCCACUGACCUCUGAUCUGACUGCCCCCUGCAACAUUAAACAACCCCUGAUCUGAUUGGUAACCAACCUUCUACCACUGCCUGCUUACUGACCCUAUAACACCAACCCCGACCUGACUACUUACACACACCCCUGCCCCGCCCCACCCCACCCAACCACCCACCCCUACCAACUUCAACAAAACUAUGUUCGGUCAGAGAAAUGAAUGUCAUACUCUUUUAUCUUUUCUGUAUUUACAAUUGGUGUCCUUUGUCAAUUCGUUUAACAUCAGAAAAAUAGUUUUAAAUAUAUUUAUGUGUGGUUUAGUUUGAUUUGUUAAAGAAAUGAUAUACAGUGUACAUGUAUUACUGAAAAGGAUUAUUGAUCAAUUACUGGAAAAUGUUAUAUCUUGUGACAUUUUAUUGUUGUGUACCUGUACAAGAUUAUUCUGUGAUGUGUAUACAAUUGAUCUAUACAUCGUAAAUAUUCCAGAUUGUGACAUGUACCUUGAAAAUAUUUGUGCCAAUUGCAUUUGAGAUAACAAACACCAACAUAGAAUAGGAUGAGUUUAUGGAGUUAGGUUCACCUUUCAUUUUAAAUAUAGGUAUUAUUGUUCAGCUAAAACUCUCAUUUACCAUUUAGUGGCAUAAUAUUAUAGUUGUUUCAAAUUUAUUUAAUGUACCAUGAACAAUUUGAACAAGUUUUUGUACAAAUCCGUCCUAAAAUAUAUAUAUUAUUAUAUUUAUUGAAAAAAAGUAUUUAUAGGAAUCAACAUGAUAUAAUUUUCAUUUUCAUACAUUUUACAUUUCACUUCAAAUAAAACAUUUGAUAUACAAAAUGUCAUUAUGAAGAAUGUCAAAAAUGUGAUAGACUUAGAGUCAGUGGUUUUUAUGAGAUUUAAAAUAGUGGUUAAGUAUGUAUAGUUGUAGAUGCUGAUAAUCAUUGUUCUUCAAUGUAAUUUAUUUUAAUGGUAUAAAUUACUAUAACACAAUAUUCAUUUUAAGAAAAAAAAUGAAAUGAUAUUUAUUUAAUUUUUAUUAUUGAUGAAUAAACAUUGGAUUUCUGCAAUAACCAUAACCAGGAAAUGAUGAUUAUAAUAAAAGCCCUAAGUUCAGUUUAAGAAGAUGCCCUGAUGGCACAUACCGUACAAGGGAACUCCAUCUACUAAAGAUGAGGUUAGUUAGUCGCUUAAUGGCCCAGCGACGGUAAAGUCAUACAGGGCCUGACAACAAUGAUAAGGUGCACUCAAAAAUCUGAUGCUCAAAAGGAAACUGAAAGGUUAAAGGUUAAAAACUGCAUUCAUAAGUACACAGCAAAACGAUCAGAUAUUAUUAUUAUUUCUCAAAAUUCAGAUUUUACGGUAAAGACUAAUUUCAGGUAGAUUUUUUAAAAUCUUUGACAAAUUAGUUGUACAGAACAAUGUUGUCAUAUCAAGCACAUCAGAAUAUUUGUCUCAAAUCUGUCAAAAAUUGCUGAGUUUGAUCAAUAUCUGAGGCAAAGUCAUAUGUGCAUCACAUGAAUGGCAAAAGGGCUGGUCCUCUCAAUCAAUGAUCUACCCACAACUAUUCUGGGUUUACCGCCAUCCCACCAGCAUUUUAGGAGAUAUAUUGGAAAGAAGAUGUAAAUCAGCUAUUGGUAAUACAGACCCAUAACAAGCAGAGCACCUAUACAACCUCCACCAGCAUAUACAAACAUGCACAUAGAUGUUGGUGAGAGAGGGGAUCUAGAUGUGUUUUAGUGAGGCUGCUCUAACACUGUUCUGAUUGUGUUGAUUGUAUGUCUUUCAUCCCUGGAAUCAUAAGCGCCUUAGAGUUAUUUCCUUGGGAUUGAAUAGGGCAAUUUACAUAUAUUGUAUACUAAUAAUGAUAAAUACAACAUGUAAUAACAAAUGUGAAUAUUAUAUGUCUGCUAAGUAUAAGUGAGUCGUCAUGUUGAUAAGCAAUCUCAGUUUGUUCUAAAUGAUAGGAUUACAAUCUCAUAUUUAAUGGUAAAUAGUUGACAUGCAUUAAUGUAUUAGUAUCACACUGUGAGCAUGAUGCACUAUUUUGUCCACCUCUGUUGUGGUCAAGGUAUAUGACUGCAUUGAAACAUCAUUCAAAGGUUGGAUGUUCAAAGAUUUUUUCACAGCUAAUUUUAUCAAAAGGCACAUGAAAUUGCACCAAAAUCACAAAUGAGAAGAAAUUUAAAUAAUGUAACGCUGUAAAUAGACAGUAGAAUACCAAUAACUUGGGCUCCGGUGAUCUGGACAACUCACUUGUAGAUCUUCAUUCACUUGGAUUCCAUUUUCAUUAAUCUAUAAAAUCAGGAAUGCCAGGAAUUGUCAGCCUUUUACCUAAUUAACUUCAGCUUUAAGUCAAUAUAUGUUUGCCCUGUUUGACUAUGAGGCCUGGAGUGUUCGAUAGCUUUGAGCUCCAAUGCGUUGGUAUGCAUAGGUUCAAAUACAUUCACUAAAUGUUUUCAAAAGAAUGUAUUCUCAGAUGAUUUAAGAAUAUUUUAAGUUCAGUUUGCUGUAAGUUUAAUUUCAUUU
Molecule: messenger RNA, 5762 nt
Organism: Mizuhopecten yessoensis (Yesso scallop)
Lineage: Eukaryota; Metazoa; Mollusca; Bivalvia; Pectinida; Pectinidae
Exons: 14
Coding region: 155-2782 (875 amino acids)
Source: RefSeq, a predicted model, not a curated record